Messenger RNA from Megalops cyprinoides (Indo-Pacific tarpon), 2467 nucleotides. Its product is annotated as guanine nucleotide-binding protein G(s) subunit alpha-like. NCBI's taxonomy places the organism in Eukaryota, Metazoa, Chordata, Actinopteri, Elopiformes, Megalopidae. The transcript has 12 exons. Gene Ontology annotation, molecular function: G-protein beta/gamma-subunit complex binding; corticotropin-releasing hormone receptor 1 binding; mu-type opioid receptor binding. The record is from RefSeq and is a predicted model, not a curated record. Gene Ontology annotation, biological process: adenylate cyclase-activating dopamine receptor signaling pathway; sensory perception of chemical stimulus. Gene Ontology annotation, cellular component: heterotrimeric G-protein complex. The coding region runs from base 1269 to 2408 and encodes 379 amino acids.
UCUCCAACGCUGUCUGUCUCAAUGUACCAUUCCCGGAGAAAAGGAAAAAGGCAAUAAUACGCAAAAGAAACAACUUUUUUCGCAUUUAUACACACGCGGCCUGUCUAUGAAGGAAUUGCUGUCACGGUGGAGUCUGAUCUUUGAAGCCGCGGUGCGUUCAUGUAUCUGAAUGCACAUGUGUAUCUACCAUUCGGAUUCAAAAGGAAUACAAAGCGGCGGCUGACUGGAGCCUAUGCCUGCGAGAAACGGGAAAAUACCGAAGAAUUUUCUUAAUUUCGGCACAAUCGGAGCAAUCGGAACCAAUUUAGGAGUUACCUUACGCGUCGUUGUUCGCGACUGGAAGGUUUACAGAUGUGAAGAACGACAGAAAUUAGAGUAACCGAAGAAAAGCCAGAGAAGGGCCUUUCGGAUUUGGACAAAACCAGCAAGCAACAACCAUCGCUGAAGAGGAGGAAAAUAGAGGAAAAAAAUUAAAUUAUUUCUGGGAAUAAAACUGGCCAUCAUAGUGUCAGUAGCAACAACAUGGUCAAUUUACGGAUUUAAAAGGAGUUUAGUCAAAUCGGGAAACUGUCAAAUAAUACACAUGCAGUCAUUUUAGUGUAAAUAUUUAUUUUUAUUUUUUCAGGCUCCUUGUCUCUCUCCCCCGUCUCUGUGUGGAGGAAGACGGAUUGGAAGGAAAUAAACAGAAAUAUAAACCCUUCCAAAUGGAACCGUUUAUUUUUCAACAGCGAUAAGAAAAUUCUUGUUUGUGCAAGCAGGCUAAAGGAUUCUCGACGAGAAAUAAAAUCGGGUUUGGAUUUCUGUUAGCUAGCUGCAACCGUACGACCUCUCCGUGGCUAGUCGCGGGAUGAAAUUAUUUUCGUCCUUUUUGAAACGAAAGGUGAAAUAGACGCAGAUUUAGUACAAACGAAUUGUUGAAUUGAUCAAUAGUGUGCGUACAUUUAGGCCGAAAAACACACAUAUCAUAGAAGAAUCAGCCGUCUGAGAAGACGGCCCGGGUGUCGUCAUCAACGCUAUCCAACAACCGUUUUUCAUACAGUUCUAUUUAAUAUAAUGUACUCAUAAUAACAAUAUAAGCAAUAUUCUGAGCAGGAAUUUGGAUAACAAAAGUCAUAGUUCUUUAGAUCUGAGCGUUAGCUUUAGUAGGCCCUAACGAGCGAUAUGUCACAAAUCAUUGUCAAUGUGUUAAUUUCGUGGGCCAAUUGAGGGAUUCCGGAUCGUUUAGUUUUUAAAUUCCCCCUCCCCGUAACCUUUGUUUUUGUGGGAAAAUGGGUUGUUUGGGCAACAGUAAGACCGAAGACCAGCGAAAUGAAGAGAAGGCACAAAGAGAAGCUAACAAAAAGAUCGAAAAACAGUUGCAGAAAGACAAACAGAUAUACCGAGCAACGCACCGGCUGCUACUGCUAGGUGCUGGUGAGUCGGGGAAGAGCACCAUUGUCAAACAGAUGCGGAUCCUGCAUGUCAAUGGCUUCAAUGCAGAAGAGAAAAAACAGAAAAUACAGGACAUUAAGAAUAACAUAAAAGAAGCGAUAGAGACCAUAGUGGCAGCCAUGAGCACCCUGGCACCCCCUGUCCAGCUGGCCAGUCCAGAGAACCAAUCCCGACUCGAGUACAUCCUCAACUUAGCCAAUCAGAAGGACUUCGAGUUUCCAUCUGAGUUUUACGAACACACGAAGUCCCUGUGGCAGGACGAGGGGGUGAAGGCGUGCUUCGAGCGGUCCAAUGAGUACCAGCUGAUAGAUUGCGCACAGUACUUUUUAGACAAAAUUGACAUUGUGAAGCAGAGUGACUACACUCCCUCUGAUCAGGACCUUUUGCGAUGCAGAGUGCUGACCUCAGGCAUUUUCGAGACGAGAUUCCAGGUGGACAAAGUCAACUUCCACAUGUUUGACGUGGGCGGGCAGAGAGACGAACGGCGGAAGUGGAUUCAGUGUUUUAACGACGUGACCGCCAUCAUCUUCGUGGUGGCCAGCAGCAGCUACAACAUGGUGAUCCGGGAAGACAAUCAGACCAACCGCCUGCAGGAGGCGCUCAACCUCUUCAAGAACAUCUGGAACAACAGGUGGCUGCGGACUAUCUCCGUCAUCCUCUUCCUCAAUAAACAGGACCUGCUCGCCGAGAAGGUUUUGGCGGGAAAAUCCAAAAUUGAGGAGUACUUCCCUGAGUUUGCACGCUACACCACGCCUGACGAUGCGUCUCCCGAGCCCGGGGAAGAUCCUCGUGUCACCAGAGCGAAGUAUUUCAUCAGAGACGAGUUCCUGAGGAUCAGCACAGCGAGCGGGGACGGACGCCACUACUGCUACCCUCACUUCACCUGCGCCGUGGACACUGAGAACAUCCGGCGCGUCUUUAACGACUGCCGCGACAUCAUCCAGCGCAUGCACCUGCGGCAGUACGAGCUGUUGUGAUCGGAGGGGGCGGAGAGACAGACUCUGUGACCCCACCCCCAUGCCCUUAACCCCGCCCC